This is a messenger RNA of Symbiodinium sp. CCMP2592, 1779 nucleotides long. NCBI's taxonomy places the organism in Eukaryota, Dinophyceae, Suessiales, Symbiodiniaceae. The record is from the annotation of a GenBank genome assembly.
AUGCGCGAAUUCUUGAACGUGUCCACGGCUCUGACGGUGGCGGUGCUCUGCGCCGCCACUCUGCUGCUGUCGGAGGCUCCCGCCUUCACCGCAGGUGUGACCGGCCACGGGGCACCGCAGCACAAUCGCGUCUCCUCCGCCAAGGGUGCCGCCACCUUUGCCUCUGCUCACGAGGCUCUGGGCACCCAUGGCGUCCUCUGCUUCGGUAUGGGCUUCGGUGCCCUGGUAGCUGUGGGGCGGGGCCUUGCUGCACGCCGCGCACAGGGCUCUGACAUCGCGGUGAAGGAGACGGCGGACAUUUCCAAGAUCGCUUAUCUGCAGGACAUCCCACGAACCAUCGUGGAGAAGGAUGCCUUGGAGCUGAUCCUGAAGAACACACCUCGGGACCAGUGGGAGAACCCUCCUGAGGACAGCUAUCUCUACACGGUGAAGGCCUUCGCGGAGAUGUACGGCCCCGGAAAGGCCACCAAGAUGGGCUGGUGGGACUACUACCGCCUGAAAAUGGACAUGCCGGACACCACCCGCCUGAACUCUGAGCGGGAGCUGCAGGAGAUUGAGGAGUACGAGAAGCUGAUGAUGUCAGGCAAGGUUCCCUUCGCAGUGCCGGGCCCUUCUGGCUACUUUUUCACGGGCUUUGUCACGCAGUGGAAGGGCAAGGAGCCCUUUGCAGGCGACCAGGUCAUCACCUUGACGGAGAACGGACUCUUCGCCAAGCAGUUCCUCAGUGCGCUGGCGUUCUACCGCGAGGGCUUGAAGCCCUGGCAGCGAGGAUUGGAGAUUGGCAUGGCGCACGGCUAUUUCCUGAUCGGGCCGUUCACCUCCCUCGGCCCUUUGAGGAACACGCCUGAGGCUGCCACGGUCGGAUUGCUUUGCGGCUGCGCUAUCGUCGGCAUCGUUUCCAUUGGUGGAUUGAUCUUCGGCUCUACCAUCAAGCCUACUCGCUUUGACAAGGACGGCGACAAACCGGGAGCCGGCUUCAUCGAGAUGAUCAACUGGCAUGCCGUUGGGGGUUUGGGCGGAGCUGGCUUCGCGCAUGCGCUCAUUACGGCCUCUUGCCUUGACGAUGCUGAGCAAAUCUGGCGAAUGAUGCCCUGCAUUGAGCAGCCGCUAGACUGUCUUUGGUUCAGGCUGAGGAUGCAACGAGUUGAGACGAGCUUCUUUUUGAAGGGGCACCUGCGUCAUCUGGCUGUACUCUCCCUGCAGACGAUCGUGCACGGCAGUGCAGAUUACGGGCUGAUGGAUAAGGCGUACUGUAGCAGCUUGUCGCGGGAUGACAGCCAGGCACGCAGGACCUGCAGUGGCCGGCUGGAGGAACUAGGAUUCAGCCGGCUGCGCAGCUACUUGGUCCAGGGACCAUCCAGUGCCUUGUACAGGCUCAAAACGAGCGGCCCCUGUGCCAUCGCAGCUGAGUUGGCAAAAGAUGGCUCCGCCCAGACGGCUGCCAUCUCCGCCUGUGCAGAGGCUGGGCCUGGUGGCAUCCGGAACCCAGGGUGGGCCAGUGGCAACGUGCUGCCCAGCUCCACCGGCGAUGUGGCCAUCUUCGGUGCAACCUUGUCGGCGACUGCUGCUUCUUGGCCACAGGCUUUGACCAUACAGGUGUCACUGCAGGACGCUGGUUUACAGGGCAACACCAUCACUUUGAAUUCCCUGGCGCAGGCCUUCCAGUUCGGCAUGCAGUGGCAGCGGGCCGUCAUGCUGCAGGAAUGCUGGGCCACGUCGGAGGGCGAUCCUUUAGCUUACAGCACCCUUUUCCAGGCCGGCUCGACGUUAAAUGCUUAA